Molecule: messenger RNA, 2425 nt
Organism: Aedes aegypti (yellow fever mosquito)
Lineage: Eukaryota; Metazoa; Arthropoda; Insecta; Diptera; Culicidae
Gene: Edc3
Product: enhancer of mRNA-decapping protein 3
Exons: 2
Coding region: 426-1994 (522 amino acids)
Biological process (GO): P-body assembly; deadenylation-independent decapping of nuclear-transcribed mRNA
Cellular component (GO): P-body
Molecular function (GO): mRNA binding
Source: RefSeq, a predicted model, not a curated record
CCCCUCUCAUCCGAAAGUCGACUCGAGAUGAUGGUGGAAAAUGAUUGAAAAGGUCGAAGGCAAAAAUGCGAGUGUACGGUUGCAGUGAAAUUGUGUUGAAAUAAUCGUAACAAUUUGUGAAUAACUAACUUAACAAUCUUGCCAACUCAUUGAACUACGUGGUGGAGUUGAAAGUGCAUGUGAAUUUCGCGGAUUUUGUGCAUUUCGAAGGACGGAAAGUUUUUGGUGAAAUUGGAACAACAAUAGGGUGGCAGCUGGCCUCCAUAUAUAAGAAGCUAAGAAGCAGCAGUACAAUAAUACGCAAUCUCACGACGGCGGAAGAGUAGAGGGGAUUUUCUUUUAUUGUACACGAAUUCAGGCCACCGACCAGCCUUGGGGGUGAAGGAAAAAGUUGAUCAGCUGGAAACUGGUGGCUUUGAAGCACUAUGAGCGAUAAUUGGAUCGGCAAAUCGGUUUCGAUCCAGUGCCGGGAGGACAUUGGAGUUUUCCAGGGCGUCAUAAAACAGGUCAGCCCCGCAGAGAUUGUGAUAACGAAAGCCGUGCGAAAUGGCAUUCCAUUGAAGAAAACCACCGUUGAGGUCACAUUUACCUGUAAAGACAUCGAGCGACUGGAACUGAUUGCCAGCUCGAAUGUUCCGAAUCUGUUUCCGGUGAAGCAGCAGCCGCAAGUGUCAAACCAGUUGGACCAAUCCGUUGUGAAUGGGUUUGAUAGCUUAAAACUAGGAAAGGCGAAUGGAAACCCCGGUAGGAACAAAACUCCUCCAAAUGGAAAGCUGUCGGCGAAAUCUCCGGGACCGAACAAGUACGGAAAUGGCCAACAGCAGAGGAAUGGGUUUGAGAAUGGGUCAGCCAAGAGUACAAGUCGUCCGAUUGAAAUCAACGGAACAGGAGGAGGACCCUCCUCGCAGAAAGCGGGGAACAAUUCUUUUGCCCCGUACAAAAAUGACCCCCAGAAGAAGAAGCCCCGCAAUGGGAACGGAAAUGGAAACGGGGGGAACAACAGGUAUGCCAAUAAGAAUUCCGCAUUCGGCACUCCGGUGGACGAUCCGAUGAUGGACGAGGAGUUCGAUUUCGAAAAGAACCUGGCCCUGUUCGACAAACAGGCCAUAUGGGACGAGAUUGAUGCCAUUCAGCAGAAGCCGGAUUUACUCCGUCAGACAAAUUCCGCUGCCAACAGGAAGUACCGCCAUGACGAAAAUGUCCUCGCAUCCGAACCGACCCAGUAUCGGCAGAUCGAGCUGGAAACCUUAGUCGUAGAAACGGCCGUCGCCGGCGGUGGUUCCACCCAGGAAUACGUAACGGACGAAGGCCUGGUCAUCCCUUCGAUCCCACGCACCACCAGGAACCUCAUCCAGCAACUAGCGGAAAACCACGGCCUGGCGAUGGAGCGGCAAAAUGAUCUCCUGGCGCGAGGUGCCACCGAAAUAGCACUGCAACUGCUCGGAGGGUCACGGCGGCUGACGCCGAACAAUCAGCACCAGUGGCCCAAGAUUGUGAUCGUCUGUGAUGAACCGUUCAAUGCAAGACUGAGCGAGAUUGGAAUUGCCACAGGCCGGCUGCUGGCCUGCCACGGCCUCAAGGUGGUCGUUUACGUGUCCUGUGCGACCAACUCGACGCGAACCAGCCACGAGCUGGAACUGUACGCGGCCACCGGGAAUCUCUUCACGUUUAAUGUUAAUAAGCUUCCAUCUUCGGACCUGGUCAUUGCGGCCAUCAAAUCGCACCGCCCAGCCGAACCCCUACGUAAGUGGCUCUCGGAGAGCCGUGCUCCGGUGUUGGUGAUUGAUCCGCCAGCCGGAGGACUCGACUCCAUUUCGGCCAAAUGCUCAAUUCUGCCCAUCUUGCCGCUGAACGAUCUCGGCCCGGAGAGUGCCACCGGUCGGUUGUACCUGUGCAGCCUGGGCAUUCCGGACAAGUUCUUCACCGAUUCGGGCAUCAAGUACAAAUCACCCUUCGACAAAGCAGUCAUUCCGAUCCACCGGCGAAAGGAUUAACCCGGUCCGGGUCGCCGGUACCGUCAUCCAUCAUCAUAAUCAUCAACCACAAGCCAAAUGAAGAAAGCGAGAGAAGUGUUGGAGAUAUCGCGCGCGGAAGCAUUUUAAAACUGUGUCUCUUUGUGUGACGCAAAGGAACAACGGCAGAGCGCGAUCUGUCUGGGACGGAUGUUUUUAGAGAUUUUACCUUUUUAUUUUGUGGACGAGUUCCCAAGCGGAACAGCAGAAGAGACAGCAAAGUACGAAACGAGAGAUGGAAGAAGCUGCCAACGGAGGCAGUUUCUUAAGGAGGCGUUUACUGUUCGGACGUGCCGUUUGAUAUUGUUGCAGUACUGGUUCUCCGGUAGGGGAAUCCCACAGCAGACGACAAAACGGAUAUUGCAAUAAAUCCUACGGAGAAAGGUUAUAUAUAAACGCCGGGAAAGAGAAAA